CGGCCGGGCGGCGGUGCGGAGUUUACGGAGUAGUCCUUGAGCGGCGUUUCUGGGUCUCUGUAGAUGUGAGUCCUAUGGAGCUACGCGGGGAAGAGCAGCCGCCACCGCAGGAACCCUGGGGCAGGCUCCUUCGUCUAGGCGCCGAGGAGGGCGAACCCCAAAUUCUUCUGUGGAAACGCGAGUGGACCAUCGGGAGGAGGAGAGGUUGUGACCUCUCUUUCCCCAGCAAUAAAUUGGUCUCUGGAGAUCACUGUAAACUUAUAGUUGAUGAAAAAUCUGGUCAGGUGACACUGGAAGACACCAGCACCAAUGGAACAGUAAUCAACAAGCUGCAUGUUGUCAAGAAGCAGGCUCACCCGUUGCAGAGUGGGGACAUCAUCUAUUUGGUAUACAGGAAGAAUGACCCAGAACACAAUGUGGCAUACCUCUAUGAGUCUUUAAGUGAAAAGCCAAGCUUGACUCAAGACUCCUUUGAAGCCAAUAAAGAAAAUAUGUUCCGUGUGACCAAAGAUUCCUCAGGUCCAGGGCAGGGUGAUGAUCCCCAGGUUCCACCAUCGUCACCCAUGGCUCAGACAUGCUUAGAGGAAUCACAGCCAUCAACAUCGACAUCAGACCUCUUCCCCACGGCCUCUACCUCUUCUACGGAGCCAGAGCUGACCUCUGCAGGGCAAAAGCGUUCCUCUAGCUCUGGACCUGGGAAUGCAGGCAUCUCCCCAAAAGAAUGUAGUUCACUUGUUGCAAAUGGUGAACUCUCUAGACUUCCCCCAGCUCUCCAAGGCAAAGAAGCAUCCUUUUCUUUGAUGGAAACCCAAGACCAUGAUAAAUUGGAGCCUGCCAAAAAAAAGAUGAAAGGAGAUGGGGAGCUUGAUUUGAACCUCCAGUUAUUGGUUGCAGACCAGUGUGGAAAUGCACAGAGCUCACAGGAGGAUGUCAGGGUUGCCUCUGUGAAGCCAGACAAGAUGGAGGAGACACUCACCUGCAUCAUCUGUCAAGACCUUCUGCAUGACUGUGUGAGUCUGCAGCCUUGUAUGCACACAUUUUGUGCGGCUUGCUACUCUGGAUGGAUGGAACGUUCGUCCCUGUGCCCUACCUGCCGAUGUCCAGUGGAGCGCAUCUGCAAGAACCACAUCCUGAACAACCUUGUGGAAGCAUACCUCACCCAGCACCCAGAUAAGAGUCGCAGCGAAGAAGAUGUGAGAAGUAUGGAUGCAAGGAAUAAAAUCACUCAAGAUAUGCUGCAACCCAAAGUGAGGAGGUCUUUCUCUGAUGAGGAGGGCAGUUCAGAAGACCUGCUAGAACUAUCGGAUGUUGAUAGCGAAUCCUCAGACAUCAGUCAGCCAUAUAUUGUGUGCAGACAGUGUCCUGAAUACAGAAGGCAAGCAGUGCAGUCUCUUCCUUGCCCAGUCCCAGACAGUGAGCUGGGAGCUACACAGGCCCUUGGUGGGGAAGCAGCAUCAACAUCUGCCAGCUUGCCAGCAGCAGCCCAGGGUUAUGUGUGCCCUCUUCAAGGAAGCCAUGCCAUAUGCACCUGCUGCUUCCAGCCUAUGCCUGACCGCAGAGCUGAGCGUGAGCAGGACCCCCGCGUCGCCCCUCAGCAGUGUGCGGUGUGCCUGCAGCCCUUCUGCCACCUGUACUGGGGCUGCACACGGACUGGCUGCUUUGGCUGCUUGGCCCCGUUCUGUGAGCUCAACCUGGGGGACAAGUGCUUGGAUGGAGUGCUGAACAAUAACAACCACGAGUCGGACAUCCUGAAGAAUUACCUGGUGACCAGAGGUCUGACAUGGAAGAGUAUGUUGACAGAGAGUCUCCUGGCUCUACAGCGGGGUGUGUUUCUACUGUCUGAUUACAGAAUCACUGGAAACACUGUGCUGUGCUAUUGCUGUGGUCUGCGUAGCUUCCGAGAGCUGACCUACCAGUAUCGGCAGAACAUUCCUGCUUCUGAGUUGCCAGUGACUGUAACAUCUCGUCCCGAUUGCUACUGGGGCCGUAACUGUCGCACUCAGGUGAAGGCCCACCAUGCAAUGAAAUUCAAUCACAUCUGCGAGCAGACAAGGUUCAAGAACUGAGUAUUGGAGGAGACACAUGAACCGUUACAGAGCACAGGAGGCAAUAACUCUCUGGUUUAAGAUACCACAUGCAAAUACUUUAAGGGCAUUUUUACAGUUCCCCCUAAGCAGCACUGGUCAGGCACUCUGGUGUGGCUUUUCCCUUUGUGGAGCUUUACUUUCAGUGAGACACAUGGAUGCACACGGGGGCACACGCAGACGCACAUGCACACACGUAGCCCAGUAACCUGGCAGGCCUACUGGGGACACUCACUUUGCAGUCAGUAG
Acomys russatus (golden spiny mouse) is the source of this 2333-nucleotide messenger RNA. It is a transcript of the gene Chfr, whose product is annotated as checkpoint with forkhead and ring finger domains. Gene Ontology annotation, cellular component: nucleus. The transcript has 17 exons. Gene Ontology annotation, molecular function: protein binding; ubiquitin-protein transferase activity. The record is from RefSeq and is a predicted model, not a curated record. Gene Ontology annotation, biological process: protein ubiquitination; ubiquitin-dependent protein catabolic process; mitotic cell cycle checkpoint signaling. NCBI's taxonomy places the organism in Eukaryota, Metazoa, Chordata, Mammalia, Rodentia, Muridae. The coding region runs from base 75 to 2066 and encodes 663 amino acids.